This is a messenger RNA of Candida tropicalis MYA-3404, 1086 nucleotides long. Its product is annotated as ubiquitin-protein ligase. Lineage: Eukaryota; Fungi; Ascomycota; Pichiomycetes; Serinales; Debaryomycetaceae. Gene Ontology annotation, biological process: proteasome-mediated ubiquitin-dependent protein catabolic process. Gene Ontology annotation, cellular component: nucleus. Gene Ontology annotation, molecular function: metal ion binding; ubiquitin protein ligase activity. The coding region runs from base 1 to 1086 and encodes 361 amino acids. The transcript has a single exon. The record is from RefSeq and is a predicted model, not a curated record.
AUGGCUGUUCCAGUCACGGCUGAAUGUGGACAUUCAUUUUGUUAUGAUUGUAUAUAUCAAUGGUUUUCAAAUAAAGUGAAUUGUCCCACAUGUCGUCAUGAAAUUGAAAAUAAACCAACUUUAAAUUUGCAAUUAAAAGAGAUUUGUAAAAAUUUAUUAGAUAUGAUUAUUGAUUCUCGAUUAGAAAAUCAUGAAAUAUUGAAAAAUCAUAAAUUAGAAAGUGAGAAUAAUUAUAAUUUGGAUGUACGAAACAAAUCCUUAUUUGGAGACCUAUUCAAUACAACAGUAACACUAAUUGAUACUUCUGAUGGUGUGCCAAGAUGUGGCAAUUGUCAUUGGGAAGCACAUGGACCAGUAUGUCAACAUUGUGGUACUCGAUUUAGAAUUAAUCCUCAGUCACGUUUUGGAGUAGGAUAUGAUGAUGACGAUGAUGAAGAUGAAGAAAAUUUCCAGGAUGUUAUAGCUGGAUAUCAUAGAGCAAUUGAUUCAUAUGAUUCAGAAGAUAGCUUUAUUGACAGUCGAACAGCUAAUGAAAUACCCGUUGAAAUCAGUAGCGAUGAUGAUGCUGAUGCUGAUGCUGAUAGUAAUAAUAGUGAUGUCCGUGUUCAUGAAUCUGAUGAUUUAAGUAGUGAUUAUAGUGCCAAUAGUGGUAACAAUUCACUCCUAUCUGAUGAUGAUGAUUAUCAUGAAUUGGUAUUGAAUGAUCAUGUUGCUGAUGAAUGGCACGGAUUUGAAAGUGCUAGUUCGAGCAUGAUUGAUAGAGCUAUUUCAGCAGAUUCAGAGAAUCAAAGCCAUAUGCAUUAUGAUGACUACGAUGAUCAAGAAAGUCAUACACAAGAAAUCGAAGAUGGAGACGAUAGUCCUGAAAGAUAUAGUUUAUCUCCUUCACCAUCCAGUGAUAAUGUAAUACAAUUGAGUGGAAAUGAAGAUGAUUCAUACUAUGAUUCUGAAGAAGUACGAGAAGCUUUAGAAGAUAUGGAUAAUCUUGAAGUAAAUAUAAGUGAUGACGAUGAAUUUACAAAUGGUUACGAUUCAGGCGGUAUGGUGAGUGAAUUAGAAGGAGAUUUCAGUGAUGAUGAAUAUUAG